Molecule: messenger RNA, 2198 nt
Organism: Centropristis striata (black sea bass)
Lineage: Eukaryota; Metazoa; Chordata; Actinopteri; Perciformes; Serranidae
Product: E3 ubiquitin-protein ligase RNF19B-like
Exons: 4
Coding region: 1-1593 (530 amino acids)
Source: RefSeq, a predicted model, not a curated record
AUGGGCUCAAAAUCUACAAAGGAGGAAAUGAAGACUGAAUCAGGACCUUUGAGGAAUUCACCAAAUGAACAGAAAAAAAACAGCGAUUCUCAAAAUCUGAGCUAUAAUUUGGUAACUGAACAGCAGCGAAGGGAUUCUGCACAUCCAAGCAGUGCGACAACUCAACAAAAGACAGGGUAUUAUGAGAAAUUAAGCAAUUUAGCACCUAAAUCCAAUAAUCUGAGUUGCAAUUCGGUAGCUGAACAGUUAGGUCAACAGCAGAGCGCCAAUUUGAAAAGUGUGCAGAGAAGUGAUACUGGACAACUGAGCAACAAUGCAGCAACUGUAAAGACAAGUGAUACUGGACAACUGAGCAACAAUGCAGCAACUGUAAAGAGAACUGAUACUGGACAACUGAGCAACAAUGCAGCAACUGUAAAGAGAACUGAUACUGGACAACUGAGCAACAAUGCAGCAACUGUAAAGAGAACUGAUACUGGACAACUGAGCAACAAUCCAGCAACUGUAGAGGCAAGUGACACCGAACAACCAAGAAACAAUCCAGGAACUGUAAAGAGAAGGGUUACCCGACAACCAAGAAUCAAUCCAGGAACUGUAAAGAGAAGUGUUACCCAACAACCAAGAAUCAAUCCAGCAACUGUAAAGAGAAGUGUUACCCAACAACCAAGAAUCAAUCCAGCAACUGUAAAGAGAAGUGUUACCCAACAACCAAGAAUCAAUCCAGCAACUGUAAAGAGAAGUGUUACCCAACAACCAAGAAUCAAUCCAGCAACUGUAAAGAGAAGUGUUACCGGACAACCAAACAUUGAACCACCGGCAGAGAAGUUUUAUGACUUCCAGGACUUCACACUUCAUUUUGUCGAUGGAGAUGAUGAUAUGGAUUUUGAGUGCAAUGAAUUUAAGUCUCUCAGAGCCAAGAUGUCCUGCGGUCACACUGUCACUCCAAUGUCUCUCACCAUCUGGUGUCGCCAUCAGCUGGACAAGGGUAAGGGUAGAUUUGUGUGUGGUCACUGUAAAGCUGAGUGGCCGUAUGAGGAGGUCCGUAAAAUGGCUCUUCUGACCCCUGAAGAGAUGGAGUACUUUGAAAAGAAAAUGUAUGAUUACGCUGCCAAGAAUUACUUGGAUGUCAAAUCAUGUCCUGGCUGCAAGUCUGCUGUGGUGAGAACUGACCUGAAUAAUCUACAGGUCUACUGCAUAUCGUGCACGGCCAGACAAAAUAAGGCCUUUACAUUCUGCUGGCAGUGUUUGAAUGAAUGGAAAGGUCCAGCACCACGUUCUGGUCACUGUGAAAAUGAUGAGUGUCACAGCCCACUGGAAAUACUGAGAACCUGCCCUGAAAUCAGAUUCAAAGUUGUGAAGGGGGUCACUGGCUGUCCCUCCACCCGAGCCUGUCCCACCUGUGGUUUGCUGGUGGAGCAUGACGGAACCAGAUGUAAACACAUCACAUGUUCUCGAUGUAAGGUGAAGUUCUGUUUAGUGUGUCUGAAGCUCACUGUAGAGUGUGAGAAGGUGGGCAAUAACUCAUUAAUUAAAGUUUGCUCCACUGGUGUAGCACCAAGACAGACCUCCAUACCUGUAUGGAACAGGAAGUAGGCUGUGUGCAAUAACUUCUGUUGAUUUAAAAAGAAAAAAAAAAUAUUUACUGUGAUUUGAAUUUAUUUUAUAAACCCUUUAUAGUGACUGUUUGGUUGUGAGCUUGAUAAAAGAUUUAGCCUCUGUAAGCACAUUUGGCCAUAUUUCUUCCUAAAUUAUUUAUAAUACCUAUACUACGACUAUUACUAAUCCUUUUUUUUUUAAAUGUACAGACCACUUCAGUAAUGAUUAAACAGUAGAUAGUGGAGCAGAUAAACUUAACAUGAAACUUUCUGGGUGAACUGUCUUUGUCUUGUAACAAUAAAUCAGUAUACAACAAUGAUUCUCAGCUCGAUAACAAUUUUGAACCUAAAAGAUAAUUUCUCUGUACAAAUGUAAAAAUGUGCACAAAUAUACAUUAAUUUUACUAUUUCCAGUGCAAUUGUUAACAGAUCGUUUAACAUCUAUAAUGUAAAUGUAUAUAAUGUUUUCUGUGUCACAGUCAAUAUAUACUAUCACAAUUAAUUCUGUUAAUGUUUUAUUUACUGUUUGUUUUGCCAUGUUUUUCCUCAUUAUGCUAUUGUAUCAUCAUUUAUUAUCAGUAUGUGUAGGGCAGGAAGCAAGUC